Molecule: messenger RNA, 573 nt
Organism: Cyphellophora attinorum
Lineage: Eukaryota; Fungi; Ascomycota; Eurotiomycetes; Chaetothyriales; Cyphellophoraceae
Product: Ribonuclease P/MRP protein subunit POP5
Exons: 1
Coding region: 1-573 (190 amino acids)
Biological process (GO): tRNA 5'-leader removal
Cellular component (GO): ribonuclease P complex
Source: RefSeq, a predicted model, not a curated record
AUGGUCCGCAUCAAGCACCGCUACCUCCUCCUCAACAUCCUCUUUCCAGGCGAUGACGCGCCUCACCGUGAAGCCAAUUCCCCGCCGUACUUGACCUUCCACCACCCCUCCCCAUCGAACUUCCAUGGCGGCGCCUUAAUAGUGGCCUUCCGCGCAUCCAUCGCCACCCAUUUCGGCGACGUCGGCGCCGGCCUAGCCGCGCCUUCUUUGAAAGUGAUCUACUUCUCUCCUACCACAUCCACCGCCAUUGUGCGAUGCCCGCGACAGCACUUUCGGCUCGUGUGGGCCGCGCUGACAUACAUGACGUCGAUACCGGGCGAGCAGAGGGGCCAGACAGUGCCUUGUGUGGUGCAGGUUGUGCGUGUCAGUGGAACGAUCAGGAAGAGUGAGGACGAAUUAAUACUGCGGAGUAAGCGGGAUAUUGUCAGGGCGAAGGAGUGGGAAGAGCAGACGGAGGGAGGCUUUGGUGCUUUAUCGAAGAUCAUGGGUCGAGGGGCUCCGACGCCGAUGGCGGCGCCUACUGGGAUAGACUCGGUGAUCUCAGAGGACGAGGAUGACCUGGACUACGACUGA